Messenger RNA from Limulus polyphemus (Atlantic horseshoe crab), 2276 nucleotides. RefSeq names its product beta-ureidopropionase-like. The transcript is spliced from 14 exons. NCBI's taxonomy places the organism in Eukaryota, Metazoa, Arthropoda, Merostomata, Xiphosura, Limulidae. Gene Ontology annotation, molecular function: beta-ureidopropionase activity. The record is from RefSeq and is a predicted model, not a curated record. The coding region runs from base 164 to 1348 and encodes 394 amino acids.
AUGUUUCUACAAAAUAUGUAGCUAUACUAGCGCCACUAUUUAUAUCCUUUAUAUCAAGCGGAAAAUGAUAAUGCUUUUUAGUUAUUAUUGUAGAUACGUGAGAAGGAAUGUAUGUUGUUGACUGAGAUAGUUAGACUGUAAAGUUAGGUGAAAGUGAAUAACGAUGGCAGAGAAAGCCCACAUAAAUAGUAUUGAAGAAUGUCUGGAGAAGCAUAUACCUGGAGGAGAGUUAGCAGAUAUCAAGCGUAUCUUGUAUGGCAAAGAACUGCAAAAUCUAGAUCUUCCCAAAUCAGCUUUGAAACUUGCAUUAGACAAUGAUUUUGAAAUACGGGGCUAUGGAAUGCCAGCUACUCCUGAAGAAAUGAGACCACCUCGCAUAGUCCGUGUUGGAGUUAUUCAAAACCAAAUUGUUUUGCCUACAUCUGCUCCUAUUGUUUCACAAAGGAAUGCCUUGCACUGUCGUAUUGAGCAGAUGGUUGAUGCAGCUUCCAUAUGUGGUGUCAAUGUCAUUUGUUUUCAAGAAGCAUGGACAAUGCCUUUUGCCUUUUGCACACGAGAGAAGAUGCCCUGGUGUGAGUUUGCUGAAUCAGCCGAAAAUGGACCAACCACAUGUUUUUGUCAGGAGCUGGCCAAAAAAUACAACAUGGUAAUUAUUUCUCCAAUCCUGGAACGAGAUGAAAUGAAGGGUGAUGUUCUUUGGAAUACAGCUGUUGUAAUUUCUAACACAGGUCAAGUUCUUGGAAAGACAAGAAAAAAUCACAUUCCACGAGUUGGAGACUUCAAUGAGUCAACCUACUAUAUGGAGAGCACACUCGGCCACCCAGUCUUCAACACACAAUGGGGUAAGAUAGCUGUUAACAUCUGUUACGGUCGUCACCAUCCUCAGAACUGGAUGAUGUAUGGUAUAAAUGGAGCUGAGAUAGUUUUCAAUCCUUCUGCUACUGUUGGAGCACUCAGUGAACCACUAUGGGGAAUAGAGGCUAGAAAUGCUGCCAUAGCCAACAGCUACUUCACCUGUGCUAUAAAUAGAGUUGGCACUGAACACUUUCCUAAUGAAUUUACCUCUGGUGAUGGAAAACCAGCUCACAAGGACUUUGGACAUUUCUUUGGCUCAAGUUAUGUAGCUGCUCCAGAUGGAAGCAGAACUCCUGGUUUAUCACGCAAUAGAGAUGGACUUUUGGUGGUUGAAUUAGACUUGAAUAUGUGUCGCCAAGUCAGAGACAAAUGGGGCUUCAGGAUGACUCAACGCUUGGAGCUUUAUGCUGAAAGUUUGAAUCAAGCUGUCCAACUGGAUUUUAGACCACAAGUUGUUAACGAAAAUGGACCCAAACAAAAUACAACAAAAUGAAGUUAUUAUGGGGUGAAAUAUAUACAAGUUUAGGAAGAUGCAACCUUUUUAUUGUUGUUUUAUGUACAACCUAGAGACUGAGAAUGGAUUUUUUUAUAGUUUUUACCCUGCUUUAAGUUUUUGUUUUUUGCUUAAUGCUCAUCAAUAAAUGUAAUUUUUGAUAUGUUUUAUACAUAAUUUUUCUUAUUUCAAAAACUUUAUAAAAAAGCUAAAGUUAAAAAUACUUUUUAUAUAACUCAAACUAACCCAUAAUGUUUAAGUUUUUUUAUUUGAUUUUGACUAAUAUUUUUUAGUUACAAUUAAGAUGUAAACUCAAAAUAUUAACAAUAAGCUUGUGGUUUAAAAUUCCAACAUGCUUAAGGGUAUGUAUUGUUAAUAUAGCUUAUUCUUUUUUGGUUUUGUGUGUUUUUUAUUAAAUAGUGUCACAAAUAUAAACACAGAAGUAAUGGUAAAGGAUUAUUGCAUAUUCCUACCUUUUAAGAAAGGCUUCCAUGUCAAACAGUUACAGAAAUAUGACCCAGCAAUGUAUUCACAAAUAUGGAGUGAACUUAUUAAUGUUAUGUCAUAUUUCUGUUGUUCUUCCUUUUUAACCUACCUACAUUAUUUUCAAAUAUUUUAAUUGAUGCAGGAAUUUUAUAGACUGUUAAUCAUUAUUGACUGGGUAAAUAUUGUUUGUGUAACAUCCUAAAAAAGUAGGGAUGUAAUUUUUUGUAUGAAAAGAUAUGUUUAAUGAGAAUUCAACUUCUUAAAAGUUGAUUCAGAAAUUUGUGAAUUGAUGUAGGAUUGCAGUAUGCAAAUUAAUAAUUUGAUAUGAAGUAAUUUUUUUUUCUGUUGAUUUUAUUGUUUAAUGUUUUGUAUGAAUGUCUAAAGAUUUUGUAGCAAGUUUAUAAACUGUUGGUGAAAUAAAUCAAUUGUACUUUACACCAUA